AUGUGUGGUGACUUGUUGAAUAAAAUAGGUCUUUUUCUUGAAAAAAAUGUAUUUUCUCAAUCAACUGUUGAGCUGGAGAUAAAAGAUAGAGAUAUUGAUAUUAAAGAUCUUGAAACCAAAGUAUCUUUGGAAGAAGAGAUCUAUCAAGAUAAGAAACUUAUUGAAAUUUAUGAACAGAGAAAAAGAGACAAUAAAGAGGGUUUAAAGGCUCUAAAAAGGUUAAAAGAGGGGGAUAAAGUAUGGGUUAAUGUAGAUAAUCUUUUUAUGAGGCAAAAAGUUAAAGAAACACUUCAAUGUAUAAAAGAAGAUGAUGAAUAUUUGGAAUCAGAAACCAAAAAAGUAAAGGAAAGGUUAUUUUGUUUAUCUGAAAAACUUGAAGUUUUAAAGAAUAGAAAAUGA
Messenger RNA from Pneumocystis carinii B80, 399 nucleotides. RefSeq lists its product as hypothetical. Bases 1 to 399 code for a protein of 132 amino acids. The record is from RefSeq and is a predicted model, not a curated record. NCBI's taxonomy places the organism in Eukaryota, Fungi, Ascomycota, Pneumocystomycetes, Pneumocystales, Pneumocystaceae. The transcript is spliced from 4 exons.